CCAACACAAGCAGAGCCUACAAGUAGAGCUUAGCCGUAGCGCCUUGGCCCAGCUGUUGCUCCUGCGAGAAAUCAUGUUCGCUAGACGAUGUACGAUGCUUUCUUCCUCUGCCGUACGAAGAGUUAAGCUGCGGCCGCUGGCGGUGCUACUAGCACCUAAUUGCCGAGAACUGAGCUCGUCGAACUUGACGAAGAAGCAACAGAUCGAGGGGUUCACGAUCAAGGACCGGAGGCCUCCACGACCUCGUGUAGCAAAGCAAAAACGGAAGCAGUACCUGGCAGAGCGAAAAGAUGCUUUCGAGGCAGAGCAGGAAAAAGCGACGAGUCUUGGUCUGGAUUGGGGUAUCAGGAGUGCCCUGAUUCUGGAGCGCCUCCCCGUGAUCGUAGAGGAGUACACUGAUUGGCAGCGUGACUUCUGGGAUCUUCAGACCAAGCAAGCUCACUACGGCGCGAAAUUCCCCGCCGAAAUGGGCUUCAAGUACGAUGACGAGAAGUCUCUGACUAUGGAGCAGGUCCUGGAGCAAAGCCCUGUCCCUCUCGCGCCUCGACGGACUCCUGCUGACGAGUCGAACGACCGCACGACUUUGGAUCGGGCACUUGACGAGCGGCUAGUGUUGAUCGUCAAGCCUAGAAGUGGAGAUGAGUGGCGUCUUCCUGAGAGUGCAUGGGAGCCGGGAGAGACUAUCCGCCAAACAGCAGAGCGAACUGCACAACAACUGCUACUGAAAUCUGCCACUCGGAAGGGUCAGCGGGACGAUGUGGCUCAGCUCCACUUCGUUGGAAACUGUCCGGCUGGCUGGUUCUGGCGCACAGCAGAUGAAGAACAAGGGGGGCAACAUGAGAAGUUUGGAGACAAGGUGUUCAUCAACCGGGUGCAGCUCAUUUGUGGGCAACCAACUGUGGUCAAGAGGCAAGCAGCGGAACACCUUUGGGUGACCAAGCAUGAGAUCGGCGAAUACCUCGGGGAAUCCAUGGGCGUGUACUUGAAACAUUUGAUCUAGAACGUUGAGAGAAGCCAAAUUUUGAUUACAUGGGACAUUAGACACUCGUGUUUCUCAGGACAAAGUUGAACGACAAUCUACUGCUGAGGGAACGCGCAUGUGUGCGGCGUCCCUGCAGGCUUUUCGUACAAUCGCAAAAUUGGCGCUGACGACCUCUCGAUGCAUUUGAAGCUUGACUGCUUGUGAGACGUUGAUACCAAGGGUUUGAACUUAAAUUUUUCCAAAGGGAUCAACA
Messenger RNA from Ectocarpus siliculosus, 1235 nucleotides. The record is from the annotation of a GenBank genome assembly. NCBI's taxonomy places the organism in Eukaryota, Phaeophyceae, Ectocarpales, Ectocarpaceae.